Cygnus olor (mute swan) is the source of this 1948-nucleotide messenger RNA. RefSeq names its product C-type lectin domain family 4 member F-like. The record is from RefSeq and is a predicted model, not a curated record. NCBI's taxonomy places the organism in Eukaryota, Metazoa, Chordata, Aves, Anseriformes, Anatidae. Bases 1085 to 1825 code for a protein of 246 amino acids. The transcript has 7 exons.
GAGGCGUGGGGCACGCAGGGGGACGCACGGGCGAGGGCUGUGCUGGGUGUGGGGCACCGGGGGUGCUGAGCCCAGGAAACGGCCCCAGCACCCGCUCCAGCCACGGCCUUCCCCUGUUGGGAAGCCUCAGGGAGGUCCCUUGGGAGGCCGGGUGGGAGAGCAGCCCCCAGGGACGGACCCCGCGACCCCGUCUUGGGCAUCCGUCCCCGUCCCUGCUGCGCCCAGCACCGUCCCUGGGGUGCUGUGCGGCAGCAGUACCGCGGUAGCAGCUCCUCUCCUCUCCCGCGUCGCCGCCUCCGUCUGAGCCUUCCCCGUCUGCGGGCAGCGGGGAGCCGGGCUCGAGCCACACGCCGGGCACAUGAGAGCUGCUAACAAGAAGCAGGGCGUAACAUCUGCGCUGCUUGCCAGGGGUUCCCGGACGCGAUUCUGCGUCUGAGGGCAAAAAGCGGAACACGAUUGCGGUGGGGAUGUGCUCGGGAAUAAAACCAGGGCUGGAGCAGGGGCAAGGCUGGUAUGGGGGCAGGGUUGGUGCUGGGUGGCCGGGAGGCAGCGCGGGCCAGGCGAGGGGUGAUGGAGCUGGGCAGAGUCCCCUGGGCACGUCGGGGACGUGGCCCUGCUCCCCCCGGGGACAUGCUGGGGACCUGGCCCUGCUCCCCCUGAGGACACGGGUGCUGCCUGCACCCAGCCCCGAGGGGUCCCCCCUGUGCUGCUGCGCCUGCGGCUGAGCGGGGCUGGGGCCGUCCCCCCGUGCUGUCCCCACGAGCUUGAUGUGUCCCCAUGGGAGCCACCUGUGGGUCACCACCAGCCAGGGCUGGCCGUGGGGUGGGGGGACAGGGAUCCCCCGUGCAGGGUGGCCCCGUGGGGUGGCCGGCCGUGGGGCAGCAAGCCAAGAUGUGGCCACAAGCCCUGCGUGGAGGUCUGUCCCUUUGGGACGGGGGAAUCCCUGUCCAGCCUGGGCGGUGGCACCCCAAGCAGCACCGUGCCCCCCCGGCUGCCGCCUUCCCUUUCCUGGCAGUUUCGGUUGCUGGGGCUGCCAUGCGCAGGGCUCCGGGAGGAAGUGGCUGUGGACUCGGCCAGCUGCGGGAUGGCCACUGAGGGGCCGGACCUGUACGAGAACCUGAAGAUCCGCUACCCGCGCGGUGAGCAAGUGCUGGAUUUCGGGUCCCGGCCGUCCCCGUCCCGCCGGGUGCUGGGCACUCUGCUGGCCAUGGGCUUGGCGGCCCUCCUGGCCCUGGGGGCCGCCCUGACGGCCGUCGCCACCCUGCGCGCACGGGACCAGGCGGAGCUGCGGGUGGCACGGGCAGAGCUGGAGGCGCUGGGGCCGCUGCUGCCGCCCGGCCCCGAUGGUUCACGGAGCCCCAGUGACAGCCCCGACGUGGCACAGAGGCGCAGGGACUUUUUGGGGCGGUGGCUGCAGGGGCUGGGCCUGGGCUGGAGGUACCACAAGGGGAAGAUCUACUACUUCUCGUGGGACGAGAAGCCUUGGCGCGAGGCGAAGGAGUUCUGCCUCUCCAAGCGGGCGCAGCUCACCUCCGUCACCAGCCGGGACGAGCAGGAGUUCCUGGCGCGGGAGUCGCGGGGGGGCUAUUACUGGAUCGGGCUGGAGGACGGUGACCGCAACGACACCUGGCGCUGGGUGGACGGCACCGUGUACUCACCGGCCAACAGCUUCUGGGCGCCGGGGCAGCCGGACCGGCAGGACCACGGGCAGCAGGGCCGCGAGGGCUGCGCCCAGAUCCACCCGGUGGGCACCGGGCUCUGGAACGACCACAACUGCAACAUCCCCUUCCUCUGGAUCUGCAAGCGGGACCUGGGGGGGCCCUGAGCGCCCGCGGCCGGACCCUGCGGCGUGAAGCCCCCGCGCUGGGUCCCUGGGGCGCAGCGAGCGCCCGGCGGCGCCCAGCGCUUCGCCUUGAAUUAAAUCGAAUUAAACAUCUGCUGCGCCUCC